Molecule: messenger RNA, 2172 nt
Organism: Nylanderia fulva
Lineage: Eukaryota; Metazoa; Arthropoda; Insecta; Hymenoptera; Formicidae
Product: gustatory receptor for sugar taste 43a-like
Biological process (GO): chemosensory behavior; male courtship behavior; sensory perception of taste
Cellular component (GO): dendrite; neuronal cell body; axon
Source: RefSeq, a predicted model, not a curated record
AUGUCCAGAAAAAUGCAUGCGCGAUGGAACGAUUUCGAUAAACAACGAAUGGCAAAUACAAUGAAAAACAAAAAACCCUCAAACGUGGAUGAAUACGACGUGGCAAAUCCCAACGUGGCGAGUAAUAACAAGUCGAUAAACAGCGAUUUAUACCAAGCGGUGUUUCCGAUCUAUCACAUCAGCAAACUGACCGGAGUAUUUCCAAUGAGAUUUGUGCGACAGAUGUCUGGCAGGUAUCAAGGACGAUUGAGCAUCGUCGAUAGCAUUUACAGUCUGCUCCUAUUGGCAAUCCUGAUAGGCACCGAGAUUUGGGGGUUUUGGCGCGAUCUCCGAUGUGGCUCGGAACACAGCACCCGACUUAAGACGAAGAACACAGUGAUUACCACCUUGAUCGACCUGUUGGGUGUGUCGAGUCUCACAGCCGCCUCCAUCAUCGGUUCAAUUCUGUGCUGGCAGCACGUGCAGAUUGUCAUCGAUAAACUGGUUGAGUGCGACGAGAAGAUGAAAAUCGUAUCGCCGAAGAAGCUGCAGAGAGUCACCAUCAUACUGACGUUGGUCUGCCUCUCCUAUACUAUCAUUCUUUCCUGUCUCGAUUUCUACACAUGGAUAUACGAAGUGAGACGGCAUAAAAAGCAGGACAACAUGGGUCCACUCAAUUAUCUUCCCCUGUACUUUAUGUACAUCGUUAUCGUUAUGAUGGAGCUCCAAUACGCCAUCAUCGUGUACAACGUGGGUCAUCGAUUCUUCAGGAUCAACACGAGCCUCGAAUACAUCCUUAAAAGUAGCAAGAUUACGAAUCAAUUCAGGAAGGAUCUUGGAUUAGCCGGUGACCUGCGAGAUCAAGGACAACUCAUUACGUAUGUCCAACAAAAAAUGAUGGGAAAUACUCGACUGUUUCGUAAAUCGAAGAUCAUGGAUUCCACUGGCGCAAAUGAUAAUAGAAGUUUCAUGGACAAAAUAUCCCGACUGUUGGCAGUACACUCAUCUCUAUGUGACACAAUCUCGCAUAUAAAUAACGCUUAUGGCGUCGUUAUACUCUUAAUUACAAUUACCUGUGUAACACAUCUAGUCAUUACGCCGUCCUUUUUAAUAAUAGAAGGUGACAGAUGGUGCGAACCUUUAUUCUUCGCAGUACAAGGAUUGUGGUGCGUCUUUCACACUUGGAAGCUGCUCGUGGUCGUGCAGCCCACAUAUGCCACUACAAUGCAGGGAAAGAAAACAGCAGUAUUGGUAAGCCAAUUGCUGUCAGCGAAUCAUGAUAGGGAAGGCACGAAACAACUAGAAAUCUUUUCACUUCAGCUUCUGCACCGCCCAUUAGAAUUUUCAGCGUGCGGACUCUUUACCCUAGAUCGUAGUCUAGUAACUUCGAUUGCUGGCGCAGUCACAACGUAUCUCGUAAUACUGAUGCAGUUUCAACAAGCUGACGACACAAAGGGCAGUUUCGACAACAUAUUGAAGAAUGCUACGCAAAUGUUGAAGAACGUGACGACUCUUCACAAUAUUACAGCGGGAAGGUUAGGUCUAUAAAUUAGGACAAACUGUGCUUCUCUUCCACUGAUCUCAAUUUUUUUUAUGUUUUCGAAUCUAUAAUAAAGCUUUUUAAAAUUUAGUAUACCCACAUAUUUAUUUGAAAAAUUUAGUUGCCCACAUAUUUAUUUGAAAAAUGUCCACGAUCGAAAGAGUCAAAUCGAGAUGAAUGCAAUGCAGAAAGAUGCAGAUUUCAAAUGUGAUAUAUCAGAGUUUUAAAAAAAUGAUAAAAUCUACACAGCGCACACGAAAUUCAUAAUUAAUAGGUAUACGUUUUGUGCGAACAAAUUCUUUAACUUAAGCCUAACAUUUUAAUACAAUGUUGUGUGAACGUUUUAUCGUUAUAGAUAUGUGUCUAAUGAUAAGGGAGGGAUCAAUGUAGGAUAAAAUAUGGGUCUUGGAUGUGAACCGAUCGAUAUCAGAUGCAUGCGAUAAUAACAUUUAAUAUCCUAAUUCUCAUAUAUACAACGGUGAUAUAAGAAAUACGAUCUCGUUUGUUUCGCUCGAUCGCUAAUUAACGAAUGAUCACUGUCAUCGUGAUCGUGGACUAAAGUUUUAUAAAUUUGUUUUUUACGUACCUACUUGCCCUGUGUAUAAGUUUUCAAAAAGUGGAUGCGUGAGUAGCUUCUAAUAUACAUAGUACUA